AUGAAGCAGCGAUAGAAAUCUCAUACUUAUCUAUACAAACAAAUUUGUAAACAUUUGAAUGUACCUUGUUCAUUUGGAUUACUUAAUGGGAUUUAAGAGACAGAAAUAGUUUUAAUUUUAGAACAAAUUGGGUUAUAGGGUAUGAAAAUGAAAAAUUAAUAGAUAUUGAACCUCUUUAAUUAUUGUUAGCUUAAUGUAAAUUUAAAUCAAUCAUACUGAAAAGUAUGUAGAAGAACUUAAAACUAAACAAAUCUAUGGCUCAUGAUAAUUAUAAAAAUGAAUUGCUAGAGAUUUUAAGAGCCAUUACUAAGUUAUUCACAAAAAGUUUAGAUGUGAUAACAUUUGUAAUUCGAGACAUUAGAAUGAGUAGUGAACAUAUGCAAAUAAUUUCUUAAGGCAUAGCAGUAGUUUAGUCUUUAAAAGAGCUACGGAUUAUAUAGUGUCUGAUGACCUCAAAUCAUUUCAGCAUACUAUAACCAUCUUUAAUUUAGAAUUCAUCUCUUCAUAUUGUAGAUUUUUCCCAUAAUUAUCUAACACAUCAAAUUGGAGUAAUGUUAGGAUAAUUACUAUAAGAACAUAGUAAGAGAAGGGAUAGUGUAGAUUAUUUGUAUAGAACUAAAGGUGAAUGUCCAGAAGAAGACAUAUCUAAGAUUGGAAUAGGUGAAUUAGAUUUAUCAUACAAUAAAUUAAAUGAUUAAUUUGUUAAAGAUGUUGUACCUUAUUUGGAAAGAGAUAGAUGGAUAAAAUCCAUAAAUUUGAAAUAUAAUGCUAUUUAAAAAGAGGGAUUUGAACUCUUAAUACAAUUACUUGAUAAAAAUACUACAAUUACUAGUUUAGAUACUCGAAGAAAUUUAGGAACUACUCAAUAAUUCUAGAAGGAGAUUCUUAGAAAACUUAUUAGAAAUAAAAAUACUAAGAAUGAUUUACAUGAAUAAAGAAUAGAAGAGGAAAAUGAGAAUAUUUUAGUUAAUGUUUCUGCCAUUCCAUAAAAUCUAUUAUCUGUAAUAUCUGAUUAAGAAAGUCCAGUUAUGUCAUUUGGAGUUUUUGAACCCAAUAAUCAAACCAAAUAAAUGUCUAUCUCAGGAAGACAAGAUUAAUUAAAAUUUAAAUCUGGUUAUAAAAAUAAUGAUUCUGGAUGUAUGGAUUGUAUUAGAUUACAAAUAAAAGUAAAAAAAUAAUAAUAAAUUAUUUAAUUACUUAAAUAAGAAGUAUAAUAUCUUAGAUUUCAAUUAUAAACUAAACAAUAAUAACCUUAAUAGUAAUAAUAAUAAUAACAAUAAUAAUAAUAAUAGACUAUGAAUUUCUUAAAUUUAUCAGAUAAUAACAAUUAACAUCCACCACAACAUGAAGUAGAAUAGGAAGAUAUGUUAAAUAGAAUAGAAUAUAUGAUGAAUGAAUUAACUAGAAUGAUGGAUGGUUUAGAUGCUUAAGGAAGUGUAACAAAUAAUUUGAAUGCUCAUCUUUCAAGUACACUUAUUGGAUAAGAUUAUACAAGAGUAAUUUGUGAAAGAGAUGAUAGAGCUAAUGAUUUUAUGAAUAUAUUGGGAGAAAAUAGCCAAAACAAUUCAUCAGAAUCUUCAGAAGAUGAAGCAAAAUCAUAAUGA
Paramecium pentaurelia is the source of this 1604-nucleotide messenger RNA. Lineage: Eukaryota; Ciliophora; Oligohymenophorea; Peniculida; Parameciidae. The record is from the annotation of a GenBank genome assembly.